Messenger RNA from Saccostrea cuccullata (small rock oyster), 1267 nucleotides. Its product is annotated as lysine-specific demethylase 8-like. Gene Ontology annotation, molecular function: calcium ion binding; 2-oxoglutarate-dependent dioxygenase activity. The coding region runs from base 1 to 1227 and encodes 408 amino acids. The transcript has 7 exons. Lineage: Eukaryota; Metazoa; Mollusca; Bivalvia; Ostreida; Ostreidae. The record is from RefSeq and is a predicted model, not a curated record.
AUGAAAAUCCUCCCAUAUUUAGGAAUUUUUGUUUUUGCUGUGGGUCGUGGAGUGGGUACACGAUCUAAACCCAGAGGUCAUCUUCAAUAUUUUGGAUCUCAUCAGUCUGCAGAGGGAGAGAUUGAAACACUGAGCAAAUUUCCAACUCCAGAGGACUUUUACGAUAUGUAUGUGCUACCCAGAAUUCCUGUCAAGUUCCGUCAAGUCCUCGAUGCACACAACAUGCCAGCCUUUAGUCUAUGGACGGACGAUUACUUGCACACUACUUUUGGACGGGAAAUUAUGUAUGCUGAGUAUGGAAAAAAGGAAGAUAUGGACAAUUCGUACCGUUAUUACAGACUAGCCGAUUUCAUGUAUGAUUACACCUUUAAGGACAUCUACAUGUAUCAAGAUGUCCCAAAGAGCAUGCAGGCAAAUGUAAGUUUGCCGUUUUGUUUGUUAUGCUCCUUUGAGCGCAUGAUCCAGCGUGUGAUCGUCUGGAUGAGCAGUGGAGGUAUUCAGACAAUUCUACGGAAGGACAUCUUUGAAAGUGUCUACUGUCUACUAGACGGAACAAAAGAUGUCUACCUCAUAGACAGCGGACAAGGAGAUUUAGUGGAGAAGCGACAUUGGAACGAGGCUGGUGCAUAUAGCGAAGUGGAUGUAGAACACGUAGACAUGUUCCGGUUCCCAGAAUUCCAAAGUAUUCAAUGGUGGAAGUCCAGUUUAAAUUCUGGAGACUGUAUCUACAUACCCAAGGAUUGGUAUCACCACAGUCGCAGUGGAGACCAGAGAACUCUAGUCAUCAGUUACCAAUUCCUGCGUCCGCUCUACUUUAAUGUUUCAGGAUGUCCACGAGUCCAAAGUAUAGAGAAAAUCCGGAACAUGACAACUGUUACUCUUCUUUCAGAUCUAGAAAAGAAAAGGAUAGAUAUGUUGAGUAACUUUGAGGGUUUGGCCGAGGUACAGCUGUCAGACCUGGAACAGCUGAUUCGUCUCCGUAAGGAUCAGGACGGCGAUUAUAUAAGGUUUUUCAGACUGGUGGACAAAAAUAAAGAUCGAAGACUGACUUGGGAUGAACUUUACAAUUUUGAAAUGAAAAUCGCCAUGACUGUUGCCAAGUCGCUGUUUCGUGUUGAAAAACGCGUGAAAGAGAAACCAAGCUACAAGGUUCAACUCAACUUCGCAAGUCCGCAGGCGCAGAGACUGUACGAGGAAGUCCAUAGCCACGCCCACGACGAACUCUGACGAGGAUCGGGAUAUUUUUCAUAUGUAUUUGAUGUCUAUU